This is a messenger RNA of Protopolystoma xenopodis, 385 nucleotides long. The record is from the annotation of a GenBank genome assembly. NCBI's taxonomy places the organism in Eukaryota, Metazoa, Platyhelminthes, Monogenea, Polystomatidea, Polystomatidae.
UAGACGAGUUUUUAUACUUGGACCUUCUCAUCAUUUUCAUUUGGGCCAAAAUUGUGCGCUAACUUGCGCUGAAAUUUAUCAAACACCUUUUUAUAAUCUCCAUAUUGAUGAAGCAACUUUACAUGAGCUUCGCCAUACUGGUGAAUUCUGCGAACUCUCGUUAAAACGGGAUGAAGAUGAACAUUCUUUAGAAAUGCAGUUACCUUAUUUGGCGAAAGUUAUGGAACAGUAUGUGCUUUUUCCCAUUUCUAUUUUUUCUCGCACCAAAAGUACACUUUAUAUGUCUCUAUAUUCUAUUCUGUGCGCUAUUUUAUUGCUGCGUUACAUCUGCUGGGUUGGAAUGUUCCAAUUAAUGUUAUAUAAUUUAUGUCAAUCUGUUUGCUAG